This is a messenger RNA of Bipolaris maydis ATCC 48331, 2904 nucleotides long. RefSeq lists its product as uncharacterized. The record is from RefSeq and is a predicted model, not a curated record. NCBI's taxonomy places the organism in Eukaryota, Fungi, Ascomycota, Dothideomycetes, Pleosporales, Pleosporaceae. Gene Ontology annotation, cellular component: cytoplasm; nucleotide-excision repair factor 2 complex; XPC complex. Gene Ontology annotation, molecular function: damaged DNA binding; single-stranded DNA binding. Gene Ontology annotation, biological process: nucleotide-excision repair; mismatch repair.
AUGCCAAGGAGGUCGGCACGGAGAGGGAAUAAGACACGACCCGAGGAAGAGGUGCCAGCUGUGUUCCAGGAUAUGCUGCGCGAGGAAGAGGCAUCCAAGGCUAUCAGUGCCCAUGCAGAUGGCCCGCCGCAAAAGAAGAGAAAGACGGCGCCACCAACCACCAGUCCACGUCCCGCUGCUCUGCCCACACGGGUCUCGCCUGUGCCGUUGCACACACAGGCGCAAGCUACGGCUACAGUUCAGCCAACCAUCAUCGAUUCAGACGAGUCGGAAGACAGUGAUAUGGAGUGGGAAGAUGCGCUGGCCGAUGGCGACGAUAGCGACGACGACGACGACGACGCUGCUGAGGGCCGGGAUACCGCACCACACAUCGGUGACAUCUCCAUUGCGAUUGGCACCAAAAAGACGGACGAAAAUGGUGGGAAGAGAAAAGUACGACGGCGAGCAAUAACCUCUGUCGAUAAAAAGCGCCGUUUGGAUAUUCACAAAAUGCACGUCCUCUGCCUGCUUUACCAUGUCCACUACAGAAACGCCUGGUGCAACGACAGAAGAGUUCAGAGCACCCUGCGUAAGAUUGUUUCCCCCAAAAUACUGGCUAACCUCGUUCCGAACCCCGACCUCACACAGUAUUCUGCAUCCAAGCAGUUUAUUGACGGGAUGAAUGAUCUCAAGAUGAUGUGGUCUAAGCGAUUCAACAUCACCGCCCGGGGCAUGCACAAGCCUCGAUGGGCCGAGGUCGAUGCCGCUAUCCGUCCCUUUUCAGACUUUGACGAAUUUGAUAGCCCCAUGGAUAAAGAUGAUUUUCGUACUGCGGCGCAUACUUUGCGGGGGUCUCAGGAUGUUGGCACGCAGCUGUUUUGCGCCCUUCUCCGUGGAAUUGGCAUAGAAGCUCGCCUUGUCUGUUCCCUGCAGCCUCUGCCUUUCUCUUCUGCCGCUGAGCGUGUAACUCCACAAAAGACGAGUUUGCAGAAGAAUACGAUAGUAGUUGAUCCGUAUAACAAGCCAGCAGAGCCAAGUCCCACAAAACCCACAUCACAGGGGCCCCGAAAUAAGAGAUUGUCAAGACUAGAGCGUGUAAUGGGCGAACGGCAUACAGUCCUGAACCAUACUGGUGUGGCGCCUAAGAAACAGAAGGCAUAUCACACCCCGUAUCCUGUAUACUGGGUUGAAGCUUUCAAUGCCGCAUAUCAGAAAUGGGUACCAAUCGACGUAUUCUCUACAUUCACAGUCAACUCGCCCGAGAAACUGGAACCACCGCUUAGCUUUCCUGACAACAUUCUGGCUUAUGCCAUAGCAUACGAAGCCGACUUUUCAGCGAGAGAUGUCACACGACGAUAUGCAAAGUCAUACAAUGCCAAGACGCGGAAAUAUCGUGUCCAAAGUACACCUGGAGGGGACAAGUGGUGGCGACGAACUAUGAAAUUUUGGAAUCGUAGAUAUCCGCUUGAUAGAGACCAAGUGGAAAACGCUACCUUGGCGCGCAAGGAAGCAUUGGAAGGUCUACCGCACAAUGUUCAAGACUUCAAAGGACAUCCCGUCUACGUACUUGAGCGGCAUCUCAAGCACAACGAGGUCAUUCACCCUCUACAUCAGGUUGGAAAGGUGAAUUGCGGCACUGCCAUGAAUCCCAAAAUGGAGCCCGUCUAUCGUCGGGUCAAUGUACAUACGGUCAGAACUGCAGACAAAUGGUAUCGCAUGGGGAGAGAUGUUAAAUUUGGCGAACAACCCCUGAAGCGCGCGAAACCCAAGAAAGGGCGGAGGAGCUCCAUUGAUCCAGACAUGGAAGGCGAUGACGAAGCAGAUGAGGUUGGGGCUGGUCUCUUUGCUGAGUUUCAAACCGAACUCUAUGUGCCACCUCCCGUCGUGCGAGGCCGUGUUCCACGCAAUGUCUACGGCAACCUUGACUUGUACGUUCCCUCCAUGUGCCCACCAGGGGGUGUACAUAUUCGACAUAAGCUUGCGUCCAAAGCAGCACGUCUCGUUGGUGUCGACUUUGCAGACGCCGUCACUGGAUUCUCUUUCAAAGGCCGCCACGGCACUGCAAUCGUGCAGGGUGUGGUAGUUGCGCAAGAAUACGCCGAUGCGGUACAAAGCGUGAUUGAGGGCAUGGAGUAUCAGCAAGAAGAAGCAGAAGCAGCAGCGCGCAGAACCGAAUCGCUUCGACUGUGGCGACGCUUCUUCCUUGGUCUGCGCAUUGCAGAGCGCGUCAACGCCAUUGAAAUCGAUGGCGAGAAAGGCCCAGCUAUCGACGUGCAGGAUGAGAUUAGUAAAGAAGAUCGAGAGCUGGCUGCCCAGGAAAUGGCAGGUGGAUUCUUUCCUGACGAUGGCGCGGCUGCCGAGCCCUCCGGCAGUGGGUAUCAGCCACGACACGAAGACGAUACUGGUGGUGGAUUCUUACCAGAUAGCAGCGAUGCUGACUUUGACGACGGUGGCGGUGGAGGCUUCAUAGUAGACAAAGAUGAAGCCGUAGCACCCACCACCCUAAACCGACACCAAAGCUUCGAAAGUUCCAUUCUAGAUGCACAACCACUUCUGCCCCCGCGUCCAUGUAGUUGUGAUGAAGUUUACUCUUCCGACGAUGACGACGAGAGUGAGGAAUGGCAACAACUAGAAGCUGAACCUUGUACGACUGCUGGAACUCGCACUAGUAGUGCGAUACCCGUACAAGUCGACCCCCUUGCAAAAAAAGAAGCUGCACCACAAAAUGAGGAGCCGCAAGAAAUAGCACCGGCCCCGGAACAUGCAACGGAUGCGUCCAACGGUAUAGAGAAUGCCGAAACCAAGUCACCUCCAGCAGCACACGUCCCUUCUUCUUCGUCGUCGCCAUCGGAAACGGGGUCGCUCAUGUUGGAAGAUCCCGAGGACGAAGAUGCAGAUCCGGAUUGGUUAGUCGAUGCUACUUGA